AUGGGCAAAGAAGUGUUAAAUAUUCCAGAUUUACGCGUGGAGCAGACCUUUAAAAGAGCAGUGGCGAAGGAAACCAAGGAAUAUAUAAUAAAGAACAAGGCCACGUUCCCCCGCAGUACAAUAACAGAGCUAACAAGAGUAGAGAAGGCGGUGAUAUGUUCGAAAGUUAUUUUAAGAGAUAUAUUAGUGAUGCCCUUUUUGCAAAGUGUUGCUUGGACAGGAUUCUUGAUUGUACUUAAGCCAUGGUUACGAACGACGGUAACUUUUGGAAGGAAAAUGGGGAGUUCUGCAAUGGACUUAAUUACAGGAAGGAAUUUAGUUAAAUCAAAGCCAAAGAGUAUAUGA
This is a messenger RNA of Naumovozyma castellii, 345 nucleotides long. RefSeq lists its product as uncharacterized. The transcript has a single exon. Bases 1 to 345 code for a protein of 114 amino acids. The record is from RefSeq and is a predicted model, not a curated record. NCBI's taxonomy places the organism in Eukaryota, Fungi, Ascomycota, Saccharomycetes, Saccharomycetales, Saccharomycetaceae.